AGCCAACAAAGAGCUGGCAGUCAAAUGAAGAAGAUGAGCAACAUUUAUGAGUCAGCUGCCAAUACGUUGGGAAUCUUUAACAGCCCUUGCCUGACCAAAGUUGAGCUGCGUGUGGCAUGCAAAGGCAUUUCUGACAGAGAUGCUCUUUCCAAACCAGACCCCUGUGUCGUCCUCAAGAUGCAGUCCCACGGGCAGUGGUUUGAGGUUGACAGAACAGAAGUGAUUCGCACCUGCAUAAACCCAGUGUAUUCAAAACUGUUCACUGUGGACUUUUACUUUGAAGAGGUGCAGCGUCUGCGGUUUGAAGUUCAUGACAUCAGCAGCAACCACAAUGGGCUGAAGGAGGCCGACUUCCUGGGUGGCAUGGAGUGCACACUUGGCCAGAUUGUUUCCCAGAGAAAACUGUCUAAAUCCUUGUUGAAGCAUGGAAACACAGCAGGGAAAUCCUCCAUCACGGUGAUUGCAGAAGAAUUAUCUGGCAAUGAUGACUACGUUGAACUUGCAUUCAAUGCACGGAAAUUGGAUGACAAGGAUUUCUUCAGUAAAUCUGACCCAUUUCUGGAAAUUUUUCGUAUGAAUGAUGAUGCAACCCAGCAACUAGUACACCGAACUGAGGUUGUUAUGAAUAACUUAAGUCCAGCCUGGAAAUCAUUCAAAGUAUCAGUCAAUUCUCUAUGCAGUGGAGAUCCAGACCGCCGGCUGAAGUGCAUAGUGUGGGACUGGGACUCCAAUGGCAAACACGACUUCAUUGGAGAAUUCACAUCGACAUUCAAGGAGAUGAGAGGAGCAAUGGAAGGCAAACAGGUGCAGUGGGAGUGCAUCAACCCCAAGUACAAAGCCAAGAAGAAGAAUUAUAAGAACUCAGGCAUUGUGAUUUUGAAUCAGUGCAAGAUCCACAAGAUGCAUUCUUUCUUGGACUACAUCAUGGGUGGCUGCCAAAUCCAGUUUACAGUAGCUAUAGAUUUCACAGCCUCAAACGGGGACCCCAGGAACAGCUGUUCCCUGCACUACAUCCACCCUUACCAACCCAACGAGUACCUGAAAGCCUUGGUGGCUGUGGGGGAGAUCUGCCAAGACUAUGACAGUGACAAAAUGUUCCCAGCCUUUGGGUUUGGUGCCAGGAUACCCCCAGAGUACACGGUCUCUCACGACUUUGCAAUCAACUUUAAUGAAGACAACCCAGAAUGUGCAGGAAUUCAAGGAGUUGUGGAGGCCUAUCAGAGCUGUCUUCCUAAGCUCCAGCUUUACGGUCCUACUAACAUCGCCCCCAUCAUUCAGAAGGUUGCCAAGUCAGCAUCAGAGGAGACUAACACCAAGGAGGCAUCGCAAUACUUCAUCCUGCUGAUCCUCACCGACGGUGUCAUCACAGACAUGGCCGACACCCGGGAGGCCAUUGUCCACGCCUCGCACCUGCCCAUGUCGGUCAUCAUCGUCGGGGUGGGCAACGCGGACUUCAGUGACAUGCAGAUGCUGGAUGGAGAUGACGGCAUUCUUAGGUCACCCAAGGGAGAGCCUGUCCUUCGAGACAUCGUCCAGUUCGUGCCCUUCAGGAACUUCAAACACGCAUCUCCAGCUGCCCUGGCAAAGAGCGUGUUGGCUGAAGUCCCAAAUCAAGUCGUGGACUAUUACAAUGGCAAAGGGAUUAAACCAAAAUGUUCAUCGGAAAUGUAUGAGUCUUCCAGGACACUAGCACCGUGAACUCCACAUACUUUUACAGAGUUCUGAAAUACUAUUCCUGCUAAUAUUUAAUACUUCUACUACUCCUGUACUUAAAAAACACACAGACACACUUACACAUUUAAAAAAUAGCACGUUUUGGUGAUUUUUAACUGACGAUUUUUUUUGCAUGUGUAGCCCUGAGGCCUGGAUCUGUUAAGCUCUUGUAUUGUUAAAGACUUUUUACAAAGAAACAUGAAAAACUAUAACUUACUCUUUACAUUACAGCAUGUCGCCUUGAAAUAAAAUGUUAUCUGUAUCUGUUUUUUAUACAGGUUUGUUGAAAUUUUGCUAAAUUUCUUAUUAUCUUUACACUGUAAAGCAUUUUGACACAUUUAUUGAACGUUGACAGCCAAAACAUAAUUUGGUUUUAUCUGUUACAGGAUGAGAGACUUUUCAAAAUGGCAGAUGCAUGGACUGUAUUUUGCAUGUUUAAAAUAAAAAAAAAAAACCCACA
This is a messenger RNA of Callorhinus ursinus (northern fur seal), 2173 nucleotides long. The record is from RefSeq and is a predicted model, not a curated record. Lineage: Eukaryota; Metazoa; Chordata; Mammalia; Carnivora; Otariidae.